AUGGCUCCGCCCGUCCUAGAGCCAAAGGAGGUAGAAGCAGCACUGAAACAGCUAGAUCAGAAAAAGGCCGCGGGCUUCGAUGGGCUGCAGCCGGCAACCGUUUGCCCAUUGCUGACAUUAUUGCAGCUGCGCUGGCUCAGCUUUUCAACCGAUCCCUUGCCUCAGCAGCGCCGCGGACCAACUGCACCACAGCAGAAGUGGUGCCAACUCACAGAAAGCACUCUCAAAAGCAGACAAAGUACGACACUUAGCGCAAAUCUUGUCUAA
Messenger RNA from Echinostoma caproni, 267 nucleotides. The record is from the annotation of a GenBank genome assembly. NCBI's taxonomy places the organism in Eukaryota, Metazoa, Platyhelminthes, Trematoda, Plagiorchiida, Echinostomatidae.